CGCGGGCUCCCGCGGCCGGGCAGCCCCGCUCCCCCGGGGCACACGCGUGGGCAGGCGGGCGGGCACCCAGCGCCCCGGAGCCGGGCUCCCUCCGAGAGCUGGGGGCUGCGGCUGCGAGGUCACCCCCUGCAGCUGGCAGAGCAGUUUGUGGUGGCAGCGCGGCAGGAGGCUGUCCCACUCCUCUCCUGUUUGCCCUCGUUGCUUGGGAGAGUGUUUUAAAACAGGUUUCAGUGAAGCCGUAGGUGACAGGAUCGCGGUGUCACCGGGAGCUGCGCUCCGUUUUGUAACUAGCAGUGCUACUGUAGCGGGUUGUCAGCUGGGGAACAGCCGUGUUCGACCCUGAUCUUGGAUUCUGAACUUGAAGCAGUUCUUCAAGAUUAUAUGCUUCUUGAAACUUGGAAAGUAUCUGCAAUAAAUAGGACUGGCCAUGAGAAUUUGUAACAUUCCUUUGGAAAUACUGUGAUGGGGCCACAGAGAAGUUACCUUCCUGUGUACAGAGCCUAAUGAGCUGUGUGUGGGCCCUGUGCUUGGUGAUACCCCAUCUCAAGAUGCUGCUAAUACAGUAGUGAAUUAUUCCUAACUGAAGAAGUCUAGCAGAAGAAAAAGGAUCCAGGGAAAAACAAUGGCUGCCGCAGCUGAUGGUUUGGGAAGUAUAGCUAUAGAUACCACACAGCUUAACAUGUCAGUCACUGAUCCCACGGCUUGGGCUACAGCUAUGAAUAAUCUGGGGAUGGUUCCAGUAGGACUAGCAGGACAACAGCUUGUGACAGAUUCAAUCUGUGUACCAGGCUUUGAUCCAAGCCUUAGCAUGAUGACUGGAAUCACUCCAAUUAACCCAAUGAUACCAGGCAUGGGGUUAGUGCCACCACCACCACCAACAGAUGUGCCUGUAGUCAAAGAAAUAAUUCACUGCAAAAGCUGCACGCUCUUCCCUCCAAACCCAAAUCUUCCACCACCUUCAACAAGAGAGAGACCUCCUGGGUGUAAAACAGUGUUUGUUGGAGGAUUACCAGAAAAUGCAACGGAGGAAAUUAUUCAGGAAGUCUUUGAGCAGUGUGGAGAUAUAACAGCAAUUCGGAAAAGCAAGAAGAAUUUUUGUCACAUUCGUUUUGCAGAGGAGUUCAUGGUUGAUAAAGCCAUUUACCUUUCUGGUUACCGCAUGAGAUUAGGAUCUAGCACAGACAAAAAGGAUUCAGGUCGCCUUCAUGUUGAUUUUGCUCAGGCAAGAGAUGACUUUUAUGAAUGGGAAUGCAAACAAAGAAUGCUGGCCAGAGAAGAGCGCCACAGACGCAAAAUGGAAGAAGACAGGCUGCGCCCUCCUUCACCCCCGGCAAUAAUGCAUUAUUCUGAACACGAAGCUGCUUUGCUGGCUGAAAAAUUGAAAGACGACAGCAAGUUUUCCGAGGCCAUCGCGGUGCUGCUCACCUGGAUCGAGCGGGGCGAGGUGAACCGCCGCUCCGCCAACCAGUUCUACUCCAUGGUGCAGUCGGCCAACAGCCACGUGCGCCGGCUCAUGAACGAGAAGGCGGCGCACGAGCAGGAGAUGGAGCAAGCCAAGGAGAGCUUCAAAAACGCCCUAACGGGGAUCCUCACUCAAUUUGAGCAGAUUGUCGCCGUUUUCAACGCUUCUACCAGACAAAAAGCUUGGGACCAUUUCUCGAAAGCCCAGCGAAAGAACAUAGACAUUUGGCGAAAGCAUUCUGAGGAGCUCCGAAAUGCUCACAGUGAACAGCUCAUGGGAAUCCGCCGGGAAGAGGAGAUGGAAAUGUCCGAUGAUGACAGUGGUGACAAUCCCAGUAAAAAGCUGAGAGUAGAUGAUUCAGCUCUGGCCGCCCAGGCAUAUGCGCUAAAGGAGGAGAACGACAGCCUCCGGUGGCAGCUGGAUGCUUAUAGGAAUGAGGUGGAGCUCCUGAAGCAGGAGAAAGGACAGCUCUUUCGAACAGAAGAAAGCCUUACAAAGGACCAGCAGCUGCAGUUCCUACAGCAGACAAUGCAAGGCAUGCAGCAGCAAUUGCUGAGCAUACAGGAAGAAUUAAAUAACAAAAAAUCCGAACUGGAGCAAGCAAAGGAGGAGCAAACGCAUACACAAGCAAUGCUUAAAGUCCUGCAGGAACAGUUAAAAAGCGCCAAGGAAUUAGCAGAAAUCAAUGGGCAUGAUGAAUCUCAAGCAAAUGAAAUCAAUGUAUUGACAGUAGCAUUGGUCAACCAGGACAGAGAAAAAAACUCAGAAAAACGAAGCCCAGGUCUAAAAUCAGAGAAAGAGGCACUUUUAAUAGGUAUCAUAUCCACAUUUCUUCACGUCCACCCUUUUGGAGCCAAUAUAGAGUAUCUUUGGUCUUAUAUGCAGCAGUUGGACUCUAGGAUUUCUGCAAAUGAGAUAGAAAUGCUUUUGAUGAGACUGCCACGCAUGUUUAAACAAGAAUUCACUGGUGUAGGAGCAACACUGGAAAAGAGGUGGAAGUUUUGUGCCUUUGAAGGAAUUAAAACUGUCUGACUGUGACUAGUAAUGAAGCUAUGCAGAAGAAGAAGAAUUCCUAGAGCAUGGCAGGGUUAUAAAGUAUUAAAGUGAGAAGUUUGGGUUUGGGCACAUAGUAGUAUGUUUUCAAAGUUAUCCAAGCCUAUUUUAGUUACAUUUGUGACGUUCUCUUGUGAGUGGAAAUGUAGUUGUGCACCAGUUCCUAAAAUAAAAUAAAAUUUUUAAAAAAAGUUUCAAAAUGUGACAGAUUGUUUCCUAUGAAAACUGAAGAAAGAUACCACAGUCAUAAUGAUUUCAAAAUACUACAUGUCCUACAUCUAAGAAAAGCUCAUUGAGCAAACAGUUAAGGAGGAAGAUUGCCCAGUUAUGGUCGCUCAGCUACAGCAAUUUAUAUGUAAUAUGUAGUUGAACUCAUAAAGUUUUCUUAUAGGAACUUCUUUCUGUUUAGUAAGAGAAUUGAGUAAUUUUACAGUGAGGAAAAGCAUACCAAAAGAAAACUUGAAGAUGUGUCUGAAGUUAUUGUAUUUUGUAAAUUAAGUUAUAUGCUGUACCAGGGAUUUUUGCCUUAUUGAAAGAGGCCUGAAAAUGUGAUUGGAGUCCUCAAGAAUGCUUUAUCAAGAAUAUUAUUUUUCUAAUGUAACUAUUCUCCAUUACAAGUUCUUUUAACAUGGAUUGCUUAUCAAUUUUCAUAAACAUGUAAAUAAGGAGGAAACCAGUGUUACUGUAUUGUAUUUGGUAUGUAACAUUCAGGUUUAUGCAUCAAAAUAAAUAUUCAGUUGCAUUACUGUUACAAAUUUUAUAGCAGAUAUAUUAAUUUUUAUCAAUAAAUAUGACUUCUACCA
Oenanthe melanoleuca is the source of this 3318-nucleotide messenger RNA. RefSeq names its product ecto-NOX disulfide-thiol exchanger 1 (gene ENOX1). Gene Ontology annotation, biological process: ultradian rhythm. The coding region runs from base 623 to 2494 and encodes 623 amino acids. Gene Ontology annotation, molecular function: protein-disulfide reductase activity; RNA binding. Gene Ontology annotation, cellular component: external side of plasma membrane; plasma membrane. The record is from RefSeq and is a predicted model, not a curated record. The transcript has 17 exons. Lineage: Eukaryota; Metazoa; Chordata; Aves; Passeriformes; Muscicapidae.